CAGUGCAAAUCCAAUGGAAAAUAGCCAAAAGUUGUAUAUACAAAACAAAUAAUCAGCUUUACGUUCCUCUUCAGCUCUGCGUAAUCGUCUUCCACAACAGCCUUUUACUUGAGAUAUUUUUCCCCCUCUCCCUGCGAUCCUAUUCUCGUCGAAUCCGUACCCGUGUAAUCCAGGAAUCCAGUUCCAGGUUUUAAGCGCAGCCGUUCUCACACAUCUCCGCUGAGCUCUCACAGAGAGAAAUCUCUCAGCCGCGGGCCGCUCUCUCUCCGGCUGGAACGGGACUCAACAAACCCGAAGACGCUCAAAGGACUGAAAUAAAUAAAGAGGACUGUAUUUGUUUGUUUAUUUUUUUGGCUUCUUUUUAUUUUGGCUCUUUUGCAGUAGUUGCGUUGCGAACAGGUCCGCGUCCCCUUGCUCUCCUCCAGCAGGACGGACGGAAGGACGGACUCUCACCGUACCCGCAUCUUUUCAUCCCGGCACGGCGGAGCGCAGGACCGAGCGCGGCUCUGCGGGAAUGUGAGCGCUCACACUCAGAUAAAGAAGGCUCGGAUGAGCGGAGCAUGCGUGCGUUGUGCGUUGGAGACGCGCUGCUCCAAAUCAAAGACCUUCUUGUAAUUGCCUCAACUGAUUAAUUAACUUUACGCCUGAUUUUUCUUCAACUACCCGCUCACUCACUCAAGGCUUGGAGGUCAAUGAUGGUUAUCUCUCAGAGUGACUUCCCCGGAUCGUUGUGACUACAGUGAUUUCGACCCAGACAUGCGGAAAGCAGAAAGUCCAGUCAGAGCCAGGAUGGGCUGCUCAGAAUGGAAGUCUUUGGUCCUUUGUGGCCUUGUAUUCGUCUUGACGGUUGUGCAGAGUUCUGACGGGUUUAGCCGGGCAGCCAUGCCAUUUGGCCUGGUGAGGCGGGAGCUGUCAUGUGAGGGUUAUCCCAUCGACCUACGCUGUCCAGGAAGUGAUGUCAUCAUGAUCGAGACUGCUAAUUACGGUCGGACAGACGACAAGAUCUGUGAUGCUGACCCCUUUCAAAUGGAGAACAUCAACUGCUAUCUGCCUGAUGCGUUCAAGAUCAUGUCCCAAAGGUGUAACAACAGAACACAAUGCAUUGUCAUCACUGGACCAGAUGUUUUUCCCGACCCUUGCCCAGGAACUUAUAAGUACCUUGAAGUCCAGUAUGAAUGUGUUCCCUACAAAGUGGAGCAAAAAGUUUUUGUUUGUCCUGGAACUCUGAAAGCGGUUGGAGAUCCGUCGUUUCUAUACGAAGCGGAGCAACAAGCGGGGUCGUGGUGCAAAGACCCUCUCCAGGCUGGGGACAAGGUUUAUUUCAUGCCCUGGACCCCUUACAGAACAGAUACACUUAUUGAGUACAACUCGCUCGAUGAUUUUCAAAACUCUCGACAGACUACGACGUAUAAACUACCCCAUCGGGUCGAUGGCACGGGAUUUGUGGUAUAUGACGGAGCGGUGUUUUUUAACAAGGAGAGGACACGUAACAUUGUCAAAUUUGACCUUCGGACUAGAAUUAAAAGUGGGGAGGCGAUUAUAAAUAACGCAAACUAUCAUGACACUUCGCCGUAUAAGUGGGGCGGGAAAACAGACAUUGACUUGGCGGUUGAUGAAAAUGGCCUCUGGGUGAUCUACGCCACCGAGCAGAACAACGGUAUGAUGGUGAUCAGCCAGCUCAACCCCUACACCCUCCGCUUUGAGGCCACCUGGGAGACCACAUACGACAAGCGGUCGGCCUCCAACGCUUUCAUGAUCUGCGGAGUUCUCUAUGUGGUGCGAUCCACCUACGAAGACAACGAAAGUGAGGUCAGCAAGAGCCUGAUCGACUACAUGUACAACACCAAACUGAACCACGGCGAAUACGUCGACAUCCACUUCCCCAACCAGUACCAGUACAUAGCCGCUGUGGAGUACAACCCCAGGGACAACCAGCUCUACGUGUGGAAUAACUUCUACAUUCUGCGCUACAAUCUGGUGUUUGGGCCACCUGAUCCAGCUCACGCACCACCUAUAUCAGAAGCAUCCACAUCGCCAAAGGUACUCAAACCAACAACCACUACCACAACCACUACUCAGCCCAAAGGCCAAGUGACUACUAUCACCACUACAGGGACCAGAGCUGUUAAUAAGACCCCCAAAUCACCACCUGUACUUCCCCAAACCACCACGCCACCCUCACUGGAGUCGUUUCCUCCACCUGAGCGCUUCUGCGAGAGCGUAGAGCUCAGGGACAUACUGUGGCCGCAGACGCAGAGGGGCAUGCUGGUGGAACGACCCUGCCCCAAAGGAACCCGAGGCACUGCCUCCUACCUCUGUGUUCUCUCCACUGGGACCUGGAACCCAAAAGGGCCAGAUCUGAGCAACUGUACAUCCCACUGGGUAAAUCAAGUCGCACAAAAGAUCCGAAGUGGGGAAAACGCAGCCAACCUGGCGAACGAGCUGGCCAAACAUACCAAAGGAGCCAUCUUUGCUGGUGACAUUAGCUCUACCAUGAGGCUCAUGGAGCAGCUGGUGGAUAUCCUAGAUGCUCAGUUACAGGAACUGCGACCCAGCGAGAAAGACUCCACCGGCCGCAGCUUCAAUAAGCUUCAAAAGCGAGAAAGGACGUGCAGGGCAUAUAUGAAGGCUAUCGUGGAUACAGUCGACAACCUCCUCAGACCGGAGGCUCUGAAAUCGUGGCGAGAUAUGAAUACCACGGAGCAGACGCACGCCGCAACCAUGUUACUGGACACCCUGGAGGAAGGAGCCUUUGUCCUUGCUGACAAUUUAAUGGAACCAGCCAUUGUGAAAGUACCAGCCAGUAAUAUAAUUCUGGAUGUUUACGUGCUGAGCACAGAUGGGCAGGUUCAAGAUUUCAGGUUUCCCCAGAGUGGCAGGGGUGGUAUUUCUAUCCAAUUGUCUUCCAAUACGGUGAAACUCAACAGUCGUAAUGGUGUUGCCAAGUUGGUGUUCGCCCUUUAUAAGAACCUGGGGCAGUUUCUAAGCACUGAGAAUGCAACAAUGAAACUCGGCCAGGAGGUCAACGGACGCAACCUCUCGGUGGCUGUGAAUUCUGACGUCAUCGCCGCAUCAAUAAACAAAGAAUCCAGUCGUGUAUUUAUAUCGGAGCCUGUGAUUUUCACCCUGGAGCACAUCGACAUGCAGCAUUACUAUAACUCCAACUGCUCGUUCUGGAACUACUCGGAGAGAACCAUGAUGGGAUACUGGUCCACUCAGGGCUGCAAACUCAUCCACGCCAAUAAAAGUCACACCACAUGCUCCUGUAGUCAUCUCACCAACUUUGCCGUGCUCAUGGCUCAUCGAGAGCUGCUGGGUGCCGACAAAGUCCAGGAGCUGUUGCUGAGUGUUAUCAGUCGUGUGGGUAUUGUAGUAUCCCUCAUCUGCCUGGCCAUGAGCAUCUUCACCUUCUGUUUUUUCCGUGGACUGCAGAGUGACAGGAACACAAUCCACAAGAACCUGUGCAUCAAUCUUUUCAUAGCUGAGCUCAUCUUCCUCAUCGGAAUCGACAUGACAGAACCUAAGUUGGCCUGCUCCAUAAUCGCAGGGAUACUGCAUUACUUCUUUUUGGCGUCCUUUGCCUGGAUGUGUCUGGAAGGAGUUCAGCUGUAUCUGAUGCUGGUGGAGGUCUUUGAGAGUGAAUAUUCACGCAGGAAAUAUUUCUACAUGGCAGGAUACCUUCUCCCCGCUGUGGUUGUGGGAGUGUCUGCUGCUGUAGACUUCAGGAGCUACGGGACUAAGAAAGCAUGCUGGCUCAGGAUGGACAAUCACUUCAUCUGGAGUUUCAUUGGACCCGUCACCUUCAUUAUUAUGCUCAAUCUCAUCUUCCUGCUCAUCACGAUGUACAAAAUGAUGAAACACUCUACAUCGCUGAAACCCGAUUCCAGCCGGCUGGAGCACAUCAAUAAUUAUCGCGUCUGUGAUGGCUAUUAUAAUUCUGAUUUGCCUGGCUAUGAAGAUAAUAAACCAUUUAUCAAGUCGUGGGUCAUGGGCGGCUUCGCUCUGCUGUGUCUUUUGGGCCUGACCUGGUCAUUUGGUUUGUUCUUCAUCAGCGAGUCCUCCGUGGUCUUAGCAUACCUCUUCACCAUUUUCAACACUUUUCAAGGCAUGUUUAUCUUCACCUUCCACUGCCUCCUUCAAAAGAAAGUACGGCGAGAGUACAGCAAAUGCCUCCGACACACGUACUGCUGUAGCAGGAUCACGACAGAGAGCUCGCACAGCUCCACAAAGACCUCAACAACACGGACAAGCGCUCGCUACUCCUCUGGUACUCAGAGUCGAAUCAGGAGAAUGUGGAAUGACACAGUCAGAAAACAGUCUGAAUCCUCUUUCAUCUCAGGAGAUAUCAACAGCACAUCAACCCUCAACCAAGGAAAAACAAAACACAAAACCAUCUCAGAACCACUUGAGGGAAUGACGGGCAAUUAUCUUCUUACUAACCCUCUUCUGAGACCACAAGGCACUAAUAACCCCUACAACACCUUACUGGCUGAAACUAUCGUAUGUAACACACCAACGGUGCCAGUCUUUCACUCUCCAGUGACCUACAGAGAGACAAGACACUCGGUGACCAGCGGCAGAGAUACGAACACGUUCGGUACUCUACCACUCAACGGCAACUUUAAUAACAGCUACUCACUCCAUAACUACAGCGACGGCAUGCAGGUGGUGGACUGCGGGCUCAGUCUCAACGACACAGCCUUUGAGAAGAUGAUCAUCUCCGAGCUUGUGCACAACAACCUCAGGGCCGCCGAGUCCCGGAUCGGUACCAAAAAGGGGGCAGGGAUUAGCAGAGGGGAGGAGCCUGUGGUUGCAGAGACGUCCUCCCUGGUGCAGGUGGGCGGUGACAGUGAGAUGGAGAGACUGGGGCUGCACCACACGCAUCCCCGCACACUCGAAGCCCCCCUAAUCCCCCAGCGAACUCACUCGCUCCUGUACCACACGCAGGAGAGAGCGAGGCCUGAAGCGGAGGCUUCGCAUCCCCAGAGCUACAUAGGCCAGCUCCCACCUCCGGCCGAAACUGCCCUGCCUUCCCCCAACAGAGACUCGGUGUACACCAGCAUGCCAAACCUCAGAGACUCGCCGUUUUCGGAAAGCAGCCUAGACAUCGUCCAGGAUCUCUCGCCAUCCAAAAACAGUCCGAACGAAGACGUUUACUACAAAAGCAUGCCCAACCUGGGAUCAGGCCAGCAGCUGCACGCGUAUUAUCAGAUGAGCAGAGACAGUAGCGAGGGCCUCAUCAUCCCCGUCUCUAAAGACGCCUGUGUCCCCGAGGGGGACGUACGAGAGGGACAAAUGCAGCUGGUCACAAGCCUUUAAAAACAAACUAUAAGCACCGCCCACCAUGUACACAGCCCCGCCCAUCCACCGAUGGCAGAGUGGUCUUCCCUUUUUUAGCCUCCCACAUAACUGCACACAUAAUGGAGAAGUACCGCUGCUGCUCAAUGAGUUACAUUCAGGCCCAGAUGGAAUCUGCAGACUUAUUGCGUUAGCUCUCCUGAUUGUUAGCAGUGGAAUGAAAAUGAUGGUAAAACACAAAGCUUUUCCCUUGUUUUUCAGUAAAAAAACGUCUACACCUCCUUUAAACAAGUUUACUUGAGCAGUCAUUUAAGAAACAUUUCAAUACUUUCUCAAAGCAAAGACGCUGUUUCUCAAACAAAUAUGCUUUCCUGGAAAACAAGGAAGAAUAAUAGGAUCAUUUUCAUUUGUUUUGGUUGCUGAGUGUAAUCAAAAAUCUAAUUAGCCACAGUUAUUUAAUAAAUACACAUACAAGAGUCAGAUUAUAUGUACAGUAGAACUUGUGAAUGGGGGAUUUCCAGUUUUAUGCCGAAAUCUGUGGUGUUCUGAAGUUGUAGAUUCUGUAUGGGCCUGGUUACAGUAAUACAGUUUCACAUAAAAAAAUAAAUAAAUAAAGCCAAAAAAAAAAAAAGUCUUUCUCGUUCCAGUGCAUACAUUUCUCAAAGGAUGUACAUAUUUGUUCACAUAUUUCUCUUUUGAAUGCAGUUUCUUUUUUAUUAUUAUUAUUAUUAUUAUUAUUAUUAUUAUUAUUAUUAUAUACAAAAACUGAAUUUCCAGGAUAUUGUCCUGACUGAACUGAAGCAUUUCUUUUGACACCCUUUACAAUCAUCAACAAAAUCCCAUGUGACCACUAGCGAACAAACCCCAGGCCUUAUAUUUUCUCAAUCUGACAUGAACUGUCAAGGUUAAUGAUAUAACAUAGAACAAUAUAUUUUGUUGUAUUGAUUGUGUAAAAAUAAAUUGAGAUGAAAUUAUAACAACCCUAAAUAUAAAGCAAAUGAAUUUUCGAAAUGAGAUGACUAUGUAAAAAGUGUGUUUAUGAUGAUGCAAUCAGUGGGUAACCACAGGUACGCUGCGGAAGAUAUCUGUUGUGCUCAUUUAAAUGGAUUUGCCACUUCAGAUCAGUGAGUGUUAGUGGAUUCUGAUGUUCUUGUGCUUUGCACAUAUUUAUUUUGUGCAAAGCAUGAACGGGACAUUUUUUUUAAAGACGUAUUACUGCAGUCGGGGUUGGAUAUUUAUUUAUUAAAUUAUUCUUUAAAAAAAUGAUAAUACUUUUUGUGAAUAUUUUACAGCACUGGUCGACGUAGUUCAUCCUCGUAAGCAUAAUUAAGAAACCCAUCUCUGAUAAACAUGUUAAGGAGCCCAUCGCUACAAAGGAUGUAAAGUUCUACACUUGUUUAACAAUAAAUAAAUGUGAAUUUUUUUGUCUAA
This is a messenger RNA of Danio rerio (zebrafish), 6729 nucleotides long. NCBI's taxonomy places the organism in Eukaryota, Metazoa, Chordata, Actinopteri, Cypriniformes, Danionidae. The record is from RefSeq and is a predicted model, not a curated record.